AUGACACCGUCAAGGCCUCUUCUGAUGCUGGCCUCUCUGGCGUGGGUUGUUCUGGCCGACCAAGAGUCAUGCAAGGGCCGCUGUAUUGAGGGCUUCAAUGCGAACAAGAAGUGUCAGUGUGACGAGCUCUGCUCUUACUACCAGAGCUGCUGUGCUGACUACCAUGUGGAGUGCAAGCCCCAAGUAACUCGUGGGGAUGUAUUCACUCUGCCAGAAGAUGAGUACGGGACCGUUGACUAUCUCGACACCAAAGACAACACCAGCAUUCAAGAGCCACCAAUGACCCCUGUCUUGGACUCUAACCCCCAGAUCCAGCCUCAGGGGGCCUCUGAGCUAGAGGUCCCAAAACCUGAGUCAGGGGUCCUAGGGCCCGAGAUAACUGAGCAAGGUACCACCGAUUUCCCAGCAGAGGAGGAGCUGUGUAAUGGGAAACCCUUUGACGCCUUCACUGAUCUCAAGAAUGGUUCCCUGUUUGCCUUCCGAGGGAAGUACUGCUAUGAGCUGGAUGAAAAGGCAGUGAGGCCUGGCUACCCCAAGCUUAUCAAAGACGUCUGGGGCAUCGAGGGCCCCAUUGAUGCUGCCUUCACCCGCAUCAACUGCCAGGGGAAGACCUACCUCUUCAAGGGUAGUCAGUAUUGGCGUUUUGAGGAUGGUGUCCUGGACCCCGACUACCCCCGCAACAUCUCUGAAGGCUUCAGCGGCAUUCCGGACAAUGUGGACGCAGCCUUGGCCCUCCCAGCACAUAGCUACAGCGGCCAGGAGCGGGCCUACUUCUUCAAGGGGGAAAUGUACUGGGAGUACAAGUUCCAGCAGCAGCCCAGUCAGGAAGAGUGUGACAGCAGCUCCUUGUCGGCCGUGUUUGCACACUUCGCCCAGAUGCAGCGGGGCAGCUGGGAGAGCAUCUUCGAGCUUCUCUUCUGGGGCAGACCCUUUGGUGGUGCUGGAGAGCCCCAGUUCAUCAGUCAGGACUGGCAUGGGGUGCCAGGGCAAGUGGAUGCCGCCAUGGCUGGCCGUAUUUACAUUGCCGGUUCAGCACCCCGUUCCUCCUGGGCCAAAACGUCCAAGUCUAAGCGUCGAAACCGUAAACGCUACCGCUCACGGGGAGGGCGCACCCGUAGCCACAGCCAGAACCACAACCGGCCUUCCCGGUCAGCCUGGCUGUCUUGGUUCUCCAGUGAGGAGAGUGACUUGGGAACCUUCAACUACGACUACGACAUGGACUGGCUAGUACCUGCUACCUGUGAGCCCAUCCAGAGUGUCUACUUCUUCUCAGAAGACAAGUACUAUCGAGUCAACCUUCGCACACGGCAUGUGGACACUGUGAACCCUCCUUACCCACGCUCCAUCGCCCAAUACUGGCUGGGCUGCCCAGAGCCUGACCACAAGUAGGAGUCUAAGCUUAUACAACUAGACCCUCCACUGUUC
Molecule: messenger RNA, 1425 nt
Organism: Condylura cristata (star-nosed mole)
Lineage: Eukaryota; Metazoa; Chordata; Mammalia; Eulipotyphla; Talpidae
Gene: VTN
Product: vitronectin
Exons: 8
Coding region: 1-1389 (462 amino acids)
Biological process (GO): cell-matrix adhesion; cell adhesion mediated by integrin; immune response
Molecular function (GO): extracellular matrix binding; scavenger receptor activity; polysaccharide binding
Source: RefSeq, a predicted model, not a curated record